Suncus etruscus (white-toothed pygmy shrew) is the source of this 5132-nucleotide messenger RNA. RefSeq names its product catenin delta 2 (gene CTNND2). Lineage: Eukaryota; Metazoa; Chordata; Mammalia; Eulipotyphla; Soricidae. Gene Ontology annotation, cellular component: postsynaptic density; cytoplasm; plasma membrane. The coding region runs from base 343 to 4182 and encodes 1279 amino acids. The record is from RefSeq and is a predicted model, not a curated record. The transcript has 24 exons. Gene Ontology annotation, biological process: dendritic spine morphogenesis; cell-cell adhesion; cell-cell junction assembly. Gene Ontology annotation, molecular function: cadherin binding.
AGAAGCAGCGGCAGCAUCACCACCAGCAUCACCCCAACAAGAGUCGCCCCGAGCCGGGCAGAGGGCGCUGCACUCGUGGCGCACGGAAGGGCCAGGCGGGCCGGGCAUCGCGCAUUCGCUCGCGUCGGGAGCCGCCUCUGCCCACCCGCCCUUGUGCCCCGGCCCCCCGCCGAAGAUGCAGCUGCAGUCGGGCAAGGUCAGGACCUUGCCCUGAAGCGGGGCGGCGGCGCGCACGCCCGCCCGCCCGCAAUCCAUCGCGCCCCCGCCAGACGGACAGACGGACGGACGGACAGACUGCCUGCCUGCCUGCCUGCCUGACAAGCGGCCGCGGCUGGCGGCUGCAUGUUCGCCACGAAGCAGCCGGCGGGCGCAGCGGCGUUCGGAGCUAUGCCUGUUCCUGACCAGCCUUCAUCAGCCUCUGAGAAAACCAGCUCGCUGAGUCCUGGCUUGAACACCUCCAACGGCGAUGGCUCCGAAGCAGAAACCACCUCCGCCAUCCUGGCCUCGGUCAAAGAACAGGAAUUACAGUUUGAAAGGUUGACCCGGGAACUGGAGGCGGAAAGGCAGAUCGUGGCCAGCCAGCUGGAGCGAUGCAAGCUCGGGUCCGAGACCGGAAGCAUGAGCAGCAUCAGUUCGGCAGAGGAUCAAUUUCACUGGCAAUCGCAAGAUGGUCAAAAAGAUAUCGAAGAUGAACUCACAACAGGCCUUGAGCUGGUGGAUUCCUGUAUUCGGUCACUUCAGGAAUCAGGAAUACUUGAUCCACAGGAUUACUCGACAAGUGAACGGCCCAGCCUGCUCUCCCAGAGUGCACUUCAGCUCAAUUCCAAACCUGAAGGGUCCUUCCAGUAUCCGGCCAGCUACCAUAGCAACCAGACCCUGGCCCUGGGGGAGACGGCCCCUUCGCAGCUGCCCGCCCGUGCCACGCAAGCCCGAGGUGCGGGCCAGAGCUUCAACCAGGCCAGCACGAGCCGCGCGGGGCACCUGGGGGGUCCCGAACCUGCCCCUCCGCCGCCGCCGCCACCGCGGGAGCCCUUUGCGCCCAGCCUGGGCAGCGCCUUCCACCUGCCCGACGCGCCGCCCGCCGCCGCCGCCGCCGCCGCCCUCUACUACUCCAGCUCCACGCUGCCCGCCCCUCCGCGCGGGGGUUCCCCGCUCAGCGCCCCACCCGGAGGCUCGCCCACCAAACUGCAGCGAGGAGGCUCGGCUCCCGAGGGUGCCGCCUACACCGCCGCCGCCGCCGCCACCGGCCCCCGCGGCUCGUCGCCCAAGCAGUCACCCAGCCGCCUGGCCAAGUCCUACAGCACCAGCUCGCCCAUCAACAUCGUGGUGUCCUCGGCCGGCCUGUCCCCGAUCCGCGUGACCUCGCCCCCCACCGUGCAGUCCACCAUCUCGUCGUCGCCCAUCCACCAGCUGAGCUCCACCCUUGGCACCUACGCCACCCUGUCGCCCACCAAGCGCCUGGUGCACGCGUCCGAGCAGUACAAGCACUCGCAGGAGCUGUAUGCCACCGCCACCCUGCAGAGGCCCGGCAGCCUGGCAGCGGGGUCCCGUGCAUCCUACAGCAGUCAGCACGGCCACCUGGGCCCUGAGCUGCGGGCCCUGCAGUCCCCGGAGCACCACAUUGACCCCAUCUAUGAAGACCGAAUUUAUCAGAAGCCCCCGAUGAGGAGUCUCAGCCAGAGCCAGGGGGACCCUCUGCCGCCAGCACACACCGGCACCUACCGCACGAGCACAGCCCCAUCUUCCCCUGGUGUCGACUCCGUCCCCUUGCAGCGCACGGGCAGCCAGCAUGGCCCACAGAAUGCCUCAGCAGCGGCCACAUUUCAGAGAGCCAGCUACGCUGCCGGCCCGGCCUCCAACUACGCGGACCCAUACCGACAGCUGCAGUAUUGUCCUUCUGUUGAGUCUCCCUACAGCAAGUCUGGCCCGGCCCUGCCACCAGAAGGCACCCUGGCCCGAUCCCCGUCCAUUGACAGCAUUCAGAAAGAUCCCAGGGUUCCAAAGAGCAAGUCUAGAGAGAAACUCUGGCAGCAAUUUCAAAAAGAGGCACCUUUUUUGGAAUUUGGAUGGAGAGACCCAGAGCUGCCUGAAGUGAUUCAGAUGUUGCAACACCAGUUCCCUUCCGUCCAGUCCAAUGCAGCUGCUUAUUUACAGCACCUCUGCUUUGGAGACAAUAAAAUUAAAGCUGAGAUAAGGAGACAAGGAGGCAUCCAGCUCCUGGUGGAUCUGCUGGACCAUCGGAUGACCGAAGUCCACCGCAGUGCCUGUGGUGCGCUGAGGAACUUGGUUUAUGGCAAAGCCAAUGACGAUAACAAAAUUGCCCUGAAGAACUGUGGGGGAAUCCCGGCGCUGGUGAGGUUACUUCGCAAGACGACCGACUUGGAGAUUCGGGAGCUGGUGACAGGGGUCCUUUGGAACCUCUCCUCUUGUGAUGCUCUUAAAAUGCCCAUCAUCCAGGACACCCUAGCCGUAUUGACCAAUGCCGUGAUCAUCCCCCACUCAGGCUGGGAGAAUUCACCUCUUCAGGACGAUAGGAAAAUACAGCUGCAUUCGUCCCAGGUGCUGCGGAAUGCCACAGGAUGCCUCAGGAAUGUCAGUUCGGCCGGAGAGGAGGCACGCAGAAGAAUGCGGGAGUGUGAAGGACUCACCGAUGCGCUGCUCUACGUGAUCCAGUCUGCACUGGGGAGCAGUGAGAUCGAUAGCAAGACCGUUGAAAACUGUGUGUGCAUUUUAAGGAACCUCUCGUACCGGCUGGCAGCAGAAACGUCUCAGGGACAGCAUAUGGGAACCGAUGAACUGGACGGGCUGCUGUGUGGCGAAGCCAAUGGCAAGGAUGCGGAGAGUUCCGGGUGCUGGGGCAAGAAGAAGAAGAAAAAGAAAUCGCAGGAUCAGUGGGAUGGAGUAGGACCACUUCCAGACUGUGCAGAACCACCAAAAGGGAUCCAGAUGCUGUGGCACCCAUCCAUAGUCAAACCCUACCUCACACUGCUUUCUGAGUGCUCAAAUGCAGACACGCUGGAAGGGGCAGCAGGCGCCCUGCAGAACUUGGCUGCAGGGAGCUGGAAGGGCUGGGCUGAGGAUGUGGCAGGCAUGGCGGAUGCCCUACGUUCACUGCCAGAGGGGGCUCCCUGCCUGCCACAGUGGUCAGUCUAUAUCCGAGCGGCUGUCCGGAAAGAGAAAGGCCUGCCCAUCCUUGUGGAGCUGCUGCGAAUAGACAAUGACCGUGUGGUAUGCGCAGUGGCCACGGCUCUCCGGAACAUGGCCUUGGACGUGAGAAAUAAGGAACUCAUAGGUAAAUAUGCCAUGCGAGAUCUAGUGCACAGGCUUCCAGGCGGAAACAACAGCAACAACUCAGCAAGCAAGGCCAUGUCAGAUGAUACAGUAACUGCUGUGUGCUGUACCUUGCACGAAGUCAUCACCAAGAACAUGGAGAAUGCCAAGGCCUUACGGGAUGCAGGCGGCAUUGAGAAGUUGGUUGGCAUCUCCAAGAGCAAAGGAGACAAGCACUCUCCAAAAGUGGUCAAGGCUGCAUCUCAGGUCCUCAACAGCAUGUGGCAGUAUCGAGAUCUGAGGAGUCUUUAUAAAAAGGAUGGAUGGUCCCAAUACCACUUUGUAGCCUCAUCAUCCACCAUUGAGAGGGACCGGCAAAGACCCUACUCCUCGUCCCGCACACCUUCCAUCUCCCCUGUGCGCGUAUCUCCCAACAACCGCUCAGCAAGUGCCCCAGCCUCACCUCGGGAAAUGAUCAGCCUCAAAGAAAGAAAAACAGACUAUGAGUCCACUGGCAGCAAUGCCCCCUACCACGGGGCCAAGGGGGAGCACACGUCCAGGAAGGACACAGCGACAGCUCAAAACACUGGAAUUUCCACUUUGUAUAGGAAUUCCUAUGGUGCACCCGCUGAAGACAUCAAACAUAACCAGGUCUCCGCACAGCCUGUCCCACAGGAGCCCAGCAGGAAAGAUUACGAGCCCUACCAGCCUUUUCAGAAUUCCACAAGAAAUUACGACGAGUCCUUCUUCGAGGAUCAAGUCCACCACCGUCCUCCUGCCAGCGAGUACACCAUGCACCUGGGACUCAAGUCCACGGGCAACUAUGUCGACUUCUACUCAGCCGCCCGACCCUACAGUGAACUGAACUAUGAGACCAGCCACUAUCCCGCCUCCCCAGACUCCUGGGUGUGAGGCAGCAUUGGCGGCGGCACCCCGGGGCCCGAGCAUGUGCAUGCAUAUACCACGAGACAUGGCGUUUUUUGUUUUCUUUUUCAGUUGACUUUUUUCUCCCCCUGCAAAUUUAGUUCUUUGAAAGCCUGUUCCCUAGGAAGGCGGUGAUAACCAGUAAGACAUCUCCAGAGCUCUUUUUAGGAAGCUCCAUGUCCCCCCCUCCCCCCAAUAUUAAUCUGGAAGGUGACAGAAGCUAAAGCCAUCCUAAUCCACACCCUUCCGAUCUGAGCUGGUUCUAGCAGACGUGCCUAUGUGGAACGUGGCUGAAGGCAGCAGAGGCGGCAGUGUCGGGGUUCUAGGGGAGGCUUUUGGGAUUCUCAUGCCAGCACGGGAGGCAGCUUAGCUCACACACUUUUGGGGAACGGCUUUUCAUGCUUUGUUUACUCUCUUCAUCCGUUGUGAUUCUAGGCUUCCAGCUGCAUCGGGGUUCCUCUGUACAGCGAGAUGUUUCUUGCCUUUUGUUAAUGCAUCGUUGUAAAGUAUUUGAUGUACAUUACAGAUUAAAGAAGAAAAGCGCAUUGUGUAUAUUACACAAAUGCCCCAGUGUUUCCUCAUCUAUGGUUCUGAAUAUUGCUUCAAUUUCCAACUUUUGAAAGAUGUAAUGAUUUCCAGUUUUCCUUUUCUUUUCUUUCCUCCCGGUAUGUUUUAACAAAAAAAAAAAAAAUGGGGAAAAAAAGGAAUAUUUAGCAGUAUUGUUCGUUCUGAUAUGUGAAUUUGUUUGUGGCAACUAAGCAAGGCAUUCAGCAGUCUCCGACAAUUAACAUCCAUCAUUCCACACUCCUUGUCAACAAAGUGCUUUUUCACUGCCUAAACUUUUAGAUGUAGAUAUUUGAAAUAGAUUUUUUCAUUUAUACCAGUUUUCUUUAUGAUGAUACAGUGUUAAAAGAAAAUAAAUUACAAUUGAUCUGUCA